Trifolium pratense (red clover) is the source of this 2588-nucleotide messenger RNA. Its product is annotated as triacylglycerol lipase OBL1-like. The transcript is spliced from 5 exons. Gene Ontology annotation, biological process: lipid metabolic process. Gene Ontology annotation, molecular function: triacylglycerol lipase activity. NCBI's taxonomy places the organism in Eukaryota, Viridiplantae, Streptophyta, Magnoliopsida, Fabales, Fabaceae. The coding region runs from base 1382 to 2428 and encodes 348 amino acids. The record is from RefSeq and is a predicted model, not a curated record.
UGUUACAAAAGUUGAUGCAGUUGUUUAAGUAUCCAUUGAAAUAUGUUGGCUUCACUAUUGAGUUAUUUUUGAACUUGGCUGGCGGCAAAUACAACAUUUUUCAGAUCAUUUUCAACUUUUUCCAAGGUUGUUAUUUUAAUUAAUUACUUUUUGCAUGCUUAUGUUUUAUAUAAUUAAUUGAUGUGCCAUGAAAUAUUUUCUUUCGGAUUAGUACUAUAAGGUUAUUAAUUACUUUUUCCAUGCUUAUGUUUCACAGCGUUUUUACAUUUGAUUCCUUUUAUAUUUGUUAGCUAGAUUUUGUUCAUAUAUGUCCAAUUUUUUAUUUUUUUUUAACAAAUCAUGUCCAAUUUUAAAUUUAUAAGUUGAGUUGAAAUUUUAAUUACAACAGAAACAAAAAUGGUUAGCUUUUGAUGUUUUUAUAUUGUGAAUAAGGAGCUAGUGUGGAUAAAAAUGUGUAAGGUAUUUGUCGAAAUUUAACAAACUCAAAUUAAAUUGCUUUUUCUUUUGUCUUUGCCUUCUUGUACCAAAAAAAAAAAACUCAAAUUAAAUUGAUCAAAUUUACUGGACUGAACUUUGUAAAUUUAACUUUGGUGGAAGGAUUUGGUGGGCUUAGGGAUGGUGAGAGGAGUGUCCGGAGAUUGAUUGCAUGACGCUUUUGAGAAACAUCUUGGUAAUGGGAGGGAUAUUAAGUUUUGGUUGGACACUUGAUGUGGUUCGGUUCCUCUCACGGAAGCUUUUCCUCGUCUUAAAUUAUCGCUUCAACCGGAAGAUACGAUCUAUGACAUGGGAGUGAGAACACUUGGGAGGGAUCUUGGGAGGGGUCUUGGCAAUUAAAAUGGAGAAGACCCUUUUUUGUUUUGGAGGAGAAAGUUUUCACUCGCCUUUGGACAUCCAUUGAGCUUGUCCAAAUUUAUAGUGACGAGCCUUCAAUUGGGUGUUUCGUUUUGAUAGUCAAAGUAUUUUUUCAGUUAAGGCGAUUACUCUUUUCUUCUUAAUAGACUAUCUCAUUAGUUUCCUCGGAACAAACUUUGGUGUUGUCUAAAGUUUGGGCUGGUUGGACGGCGUUGAAAGUUAUGGUGUUUUCUUGGAAAGUCUUAUUGGCUAGAAUUCCAACAAAGUCCAACUUAAUUGCAAGGGGGGGUGCCUCUCACGGGUGGUUCACCCUUUUGUGUUUUAUGUCGGGGUUGUGUUGAAUCGGAUUACCACCACUUCUUCCUCUUCUUCUUCUUCUUCUUGGGCAAUUUGGGUGGACAUGUAUAGAUGAUUUGGAGUCGUUGAAGUCUUCUCGGGUAAUAUUUUGGUUCUCUUGGAUAGCUUUUUAUCAUCCGCCAAUUGAGGUAAGGAGCUAGUGGAUACAAAUUCAGCAGAUUAUUUGUCAAUUAUGGGUCAUAUUGACAAUAGAGUGGAGUUGGACAAAAGCAUCCAACGUGAAGACCCAAAAUAUAAUGUUGCUUUGUCUAUGAUGGCUUCUAAAGCAGCUUACGAGAAUAAAGCUUUUAUACAAGAUACUGUUGAAAAUCAUUGGAAGAUGGAAAUUGUUGCAAGCGGUGACUACUGGAAUGAUUAUCAACAAAAAGCUACAACUGAAGCUUUUGUGCUCCUAGAUAAGAGUAAUAAAUAUGACACCUACAUAGUAACUUUCAGAGGAACUGAACUCUUUGAUGCUGAUCAAUGGUCUUAUGAUUUUGAUGUCUCGUGGUUAGAGCUUCCUGGUUUGGGAAAAACUCAUGCUGGUUUUAUGAAAGCCUUAGGUUUACAGAAAAGCAACAUUGGCUGGCCGAAAGAAAUUAAAACAAAUCCUAACCAUGCACCUGAAGCCUACUAUUUCAUUAGAGAUUUACUGAAGAAUCAUUUGAAUGAAAAUGAUAAAGCAAAGUUUAUUGUGACUGGUCACAGUCUAGGUGGAGCUUUGGCGAUUCUGUUUCCUGCAAUAUUGAUGUUGCAUGAGGAGACACUUCUUUUGGAGAGGCUUCAAGUGGUGUACACAUUUGGUCAACCAAGAGUUGGAGAUGGUAUAUUUGCGGAAUACAUGGAGAAGAAUUUGAAACAUAAUGGUAUUAAGUAUUAUAGGAUGGUUUACAGCUAUGAUAUUAUUCCUAGAUUUCCUCCUGAUAUCAAGGAUGACUUGUUUAAACACUUUGGGACAUGUCUUUAUUUUGACAGAAACUAUAAUGGAAAGAAAGUGCAAGAGGAGCCAAACAAGAACUACUUUUCUUUGUCAGCGAUAUCACCGAUGACACUGAAUGCUAUUUGUGAGCUCAUGAGGAGCUUCGCUAUGGUGUCUAGAUUUGGAUCAGAGUAUCAAGAGGGAUGGGUUUUAAGAAUAUUUCGAUUUGUAGGCUUAGUAUUUCCUGGAGCACCUAAUCACCUACCCCAAGAUUAUGUUAAUGCUACUCGAUUGGGAUCAAUUCCCUCCAAGGUGGAUUGAUGCUUGUAUUUUGUUAGUUGAAGUAACAAAAUACUCGUAGGGACGCACAUGUUGGUUAUCAUAUUAAGGUAGAGUUCUAAGUUUAUAAUAAAAUAUGGAUUGAAUUAAUAUUUGUAAAGAUUUUAUACGCCGUCAAUAAAUUGUAAUCUCCUGAUCAUUU